AUGACCUUAAAUCUUCAAAUGUUGAAGCGUUCGAGACUGGUCCACUUGUGUUUGGCCGUUUCCUUCUUCACAUCAGGCGUGGUGGUGAAUUUAACGCAAUGCUUGCUGUAUAUAACAAUUAGACCUUUUAAUAAGUGGUUGUAUAGGAAAAUAAAUUGGUAUUUAUGCUAUACGCUCUAUACACAAUUGGUAUGUUUGGGCGACUGGUGGUCGCAAACGAAAGUUAACAUUUACAUAGAUAGGGAAGUGUUCGAUAAAUAUUUCGGGAAAGAACACGCUUAUAUUAUAAUGAACCACACGUACGAAAUAGAUUGGUUGAUUGGAUGGAUGGUGGCCGAUAGAAUUCAACUUUUAGGAAAUUGCAAAGCGUACGCAAAGAAAGUUAUUCAAUACAUACCUGUAUUGGGAUGGGCGUGGAAAUGUUCGGAGUUUGUAUUUUUGGAGAGAAAUUUCGAAAAGGACAAGGAAACCAUAAACAAGCAAAUUACAGAAUUGGCCGAACAUCCUGAUCCUAUGUGGCUCCUGCUCUUCCCCGAAGGCACCCGUUUCACGCCGAAGAAACACGAAGCCUCCGUGGAAUUCGCCAAUAAACACAACCUGACCCCGUUGAAGCACCACCUCCUGCCGAGGACCAAAGGCUUCGUGGCCAGUUUGCCCUCGAUGAGGGGCAAAGUGCCGGCCAUCUACAACGUAGAGCUCGCCUUCGACGAGCAGGACCCCAUCAAACCGACGGUCACCAAUUUACUGCUGGGCAAACCCACCGAAGCUCACAUGUACUUCCGCAGGAUUCCCUUCGAAGAAGUACCCGCCGAGCCCGCCCAACAGGACGAGUUUCUCAAGCAGAUGUUCGUCGAUAAAGACAAAUUGAGAGAUAGUUUCCUGAAGACUGGCGAUUUCUUCGCGACGUCCGGCGUCCCGCGCGUGGAACCAUUCCAAGUGCAGGCCCGGAUUUAUUCUGCGCUUAACAUCGUUUUGUGGCAAUUUGUAACGCUACUGCCGAUAUCUUACUAUUUGGUUAAGAUGCUCUUCAGCGGAGAGUUGGUGUUGUUCUCGAUUGGUGCCGGCAUCAUCGGGGCUUUCUUCCUGUUAUUAAAGAAAACCAUUGGUAUGACUGAAAUCGACAAGGGAUCAUCGUACGGGGCUGGAUCGGCUUCAUCGAAAAAGAUUCACUAA
Phyllotreta striolata is the source of this 1173-nucleotide messenger RNA. The record is from the annotation of a GenBank genome assembly. NCBI's taxonomy places the organism in Eukaryota, Metazoa, Arthropoda, Insecta, Coleoptera, Chrysomelidae.